Messenger RNA from Drosophila ficusphila, 1403 nucleotides. RefSeq names its product protein CEPU-1 (gene dpr21). The record is from RefSeq and is a predicted model, not a curated record. The coding region runs from base 48 to 686 and encodes 212 amino acids. Gene Ontology annotation, biological process: synapse organization. Gene Ontology annotation, cellular component: neuron projection membrane. NCBI's taxonomy places the organism in Eukaryota, Metazoa, Arthropoda, Insecta, Diptera, Drosophilidae. The transcript is spliced from 6 exons.
UUUGGUGCCGGUUAUUGUAUAAUGUUCCAAAAAUAUAUGUUUUAAAAAUGAAUGCUUUUUUGACAUUUCGAGUACUUAUUUGUAUUUUAAUUUUAAGGGCAACCUUUGAAGAUAAAGUAACGAUGGCAGAACAAUAUCUUGUAACUGACGAGUAUAUUGUACAAAUGAGUAGAGCCCUAAACCGGGGCCCCUAUUUUGACACUUCUGCGACCAAAAAUGUGACAUCGUUGGUUGGAAAAACAGGACAUUUAAAUUGUCGUAUAAAAAAUCUUGGCAACAAAACGGUAUCAUGGAUACGCCAUAGGGACUUGCAUCUAUUAACUGUAUCUGAAAGCACAUACACUUCGGACCAGAGAUUUAGUUCAAUAUUCAACAAGCAAACCGGGGAUUGGUCUUUACAGAUAAAGUUUCCUCAAUUAAGGGAUUCUGGAGUCUAUGAAUGCCAAGUAUCGACAACACCGCCAGUGGGAUAUACCAUGGUAUUUUCUGUUGUAGAGCCAAUUACAAGUAUUCCAGGAGGACCAGAGAUUUAUAUUGAUUUGGGGUCAACAGUGAAUUUAACAUGCGUGAUAAGGCACCUUCCCGAUCCACCCAUAUCAGUGCAUUGGACACAUAACAAUCAGUUAACACGGUCUCCCAGCCAAACGGAAGUUCCCAGGCUGAUAAUGCUUAACAGAAUAAAAUAAUGCAAGGCUAGCGACACCUGCGGACGUUGCACAACGACGUUGCCAAAAUCCCAGGCUUCGGUCGGCGCAAUCAGCGGGCAAUGCACUCCGAUGCAACGGCGGCUACCCAACACCAUGCAUGGGCAGCCGGGUCAGCACUUUUACGACAUAGGGCUAGCUUUCAUUAUAAGAAUUAUUGUACUUAGAGUUUAGUUGAAUUUUGGAAAUAAACGGUGACGGUAAAACCUCGCAAUUACAAAGUCUUCUCAUUCGCAAAUUAAAAUCGCGUCUUAAAUAAAUCCUAAAAAGGACAUAUAGUUAAUUGGCACCCAUAGCGUCGUAAGACCCUCGACUCGUGUUCAAUAAAAAAAACAACAACGCGUCGUAAGACCCUCGACCUUUGUACAAAAAAACGCGAUCGUAAGACCCUCGAUUCGACGUUUAAAUAAAAAAAAAUAAAUAAAAAAAUAUAUAAAACGCGUUCGAUCCGUUAAAAAAAAAAAAAAAACUACUUGUUGGGUUUACGCAACAAAACCAGUCAACAACAACAAAACCAAAAACAAAAAACCAGGAACGAAACCAGCGCAACUGAAUUAAAAGAAGGAAGACACCCGACAGCGGCAACAACAUUUAGUUCUACAAUUAAAUAAAAACCAUGUGAGUAGAGUGUUCAUUGAUACGCCCACUAUUUUCAAAUUGCAAAAAAAAAGUAAUUAAAAAAAAAAAAAAAAAAAAAGU